Messenger RNA from Ogataea philodendri, 1152 nucleotides. RefSeq lists its product as uncharacterized. Lineage: Eukaryota; Fungi; Ascomycota; Pichiomycetes; Pichiales; Pichiaceae. The record is from RefSeq and is a predicted model, not a curated record. The coding region runs from base 1 to 1152 and encodes 383 amino acids. The transcript has a single exon.
AUGUCUUCUGACCCGUUGUUGGCCCAAAACGAACCAACAGGGUCGUCGAUCUUCUCCCAAUGGAGCUGCUUGAGCUUCUUCUUUGGUCGUGGAAGCAGGUCAAACGGACCGGGGGCCAUAAACGGCGAAGGCUGUGGAGUCGGGUCGGCCUUGGAGGCUCCCGUAGGAAGAGGAGGCGGCGGAGGAGGAGGGAUACCACCGCCAAGAGCAGGUGGUGGAGGAGGUGGCGGUGGAAUUGAUCCGCUGGAACCAAAUAGUCCAGGAGGCGGAGGAGGUGGUGGUGGUGGUGGUGGAGCCCCUUCAGAAGACGCAGAGUUCGGAAGCGGUGGUGCGGGAGGAGGAGGCGGUGGUGCAGGAAUAGCAGUCUCCACAACAGGAGGAGCAGACUUCGAAACUUUGGAAGGACUGUCCUUCUUUUCGUCGGUCUCAUCUGGCUCGUCUCCAACUGCUGGCUUCUUCAACACAGUCUUUUCCAAUUCACCAAGGAACGGUCUCAUCCCGGCAGUGUCGAUCUUGCCAACCGGAGCGGCCAUCACAGGCGGAGCAGAGUUGGCAAACGUCGCCUUUGGGACCUCCUUCUUUCCUCUGGAGUACUGGUUUUCAAACUUCUCGAGAAGAGCAUCUCUGUCGAUUGGCUCGUUGUCAAGACUGAAUUGGAACUUGAGGUUGCUGCACAUGGUUUCCAGCUCUGCCAGUUCUUUCUUCAACUUCUCAGCACGCUCGUUCUUAGAAAGACCUUGCUUUGGAUCCAAAGUGCGGUGGCCAGUAUCAGCCGAAGCCUCAAUCUCUUCCAACUCCUUGAUUUUCAGAUCCUGCAUGGUCUUUUCCAAAGUGUUGAGUCUGUUUAAAGCCUCAAGCUUCCGUUUCUCGAGCUUUUCGUUAGAACUCAUAGUAGUCUGCACCUUGAUUACCUUGUUUGCAUCCUUUUGCAAGAACUCCAACCUGGCUCUCAAAUCGUUCAGAUUUUUCACAUCGUCCGCCUUCGGAUCAACAGCCGGCUCGUUCAGUAUAUCGUCGAACUCGGUUGUUUCCAGGUUUCUGGCUUCCUGCUCCAACAAAUCCAUCUUGAAACGCAGGUCUCUUAGACGCGAGCUUGGCUCCACGCCAGAUGUGCCGAUCCGCUUCGACUCCACCUUAUUUUUGUCAACUUGA